This is a messenger RNA of Habropoda laboriosa, 2538 nucleotides long. RefSeq names its product SCY1-like protein 2. The record is from RefSeq and is a predicted model, not a curated record. The transcript is spliced from 3 exons. Gene Ontology annotation, biological process: protein phosphorylation. Gene Ontology annotation, molecular function: ATP binding; protein kinase activity. Bases 1 to 2484 code for a protein of 827 amino acids. Lineage: Eukaryota; Metazoa; Arthropoda; Insecta; Hymenoptera; Apidae.
AUGGAUGUGUUUGCAAAAUUACGAAAUACUGUUAGCAAUACAAUUUCCACUACUGUUCAAAACACUGCUUAUGGUUUAUCACAAUUAUCAAAUGUUCUUCCGGGUAAUCCAGUGACUAGAGAAUUUGAAGUAAUUGCACAUAUAGCAAGUGCAGGACCAGCUUUAGUGUGGAAAAUUUAUAGUGGUUACAAAAAAUCUACAAAACAAGAAGUAGCCAUUUUUGUAUUUGAAAAACGCAUUCUUGAUAAGUUUUCAAGAAACGAUAAAGAAUUAAUCUUAGAAACAUUAAAAAGAGGUGUUGCACAAUUAACAAAAUUACACCAUCCACAAGUUUUAACUGUUCAGCAUCCUCUAGAAGAAUCACGAGACAGUUUAGCAUUUGCAACAGAACCUGUAUUAGCUAGUUUAGCUAAUGUUUUAAAAAAUCAUGAUAAUUUACCACAACCAUUACCAGUAGCAUUAAAAGAUUAUAAGCUACAUUAUGUUGAAAUAAAAUAUGGACUUUUACAACUUGGAGAAGGCCUUGCAUUUUUACAUGGAAAUGUUAAAUUAUUACACAGAAAUUUAUGUCCAGAAUCUAUUGUUAUUAAUAGUCAUGGGGCUUGGAAAAUUUUUGGUUUUGAUUUUUGUGCUUUAAAUCAAAGUGCUGAAGGAAAACAACCUCAGUGGUCGUAUACAGAAUAUGACAUGUCAGCUCCAAUUAUGACACAACCAAAUUUGGAUUAUCAAGCACCAGAAUGUAUUUUAGCAAGUAGUGUUGGUACUGGCAGCGAUAUAUUUUCUCUGGGAGUAUUGGCAUACAUUCUACAUUCUCCAAUGAAUGUAUCUCUUCAUGAAUCUAACAAUGACUUACUGAAAUGUAAACACUUCUUAGAAAAUUUCACAAGCUCUGCUAUUACUGCUAAACUUCUUUCAAUUCCAGAGAAUCUUAGAGAUACAGUGAAAUUAAUGUUAAAUCAUAAUCCUGAAUUGAGACCAGAUGCUCAUCAGUUUGUAAAGAUUGAAUACUUCAUGGGUAUAGGUGUCAAAACUUUGAAUUAUUUAGACAAGAUUUUCCAAUGGGAUAAUUUACAGAAGUCACAAUUUUAUAAAGGAUUACCUCAACAUUUAAAACAAUUACCUCACAGAGUUAUAUUACAUAGAGUCCUUCCAGCUUUAUACAAAGAAUUAUUCAAUCCUCCAAUGAUUCCUUUUGUUUUACCUAGCAUAAUAUAUGCAAUGGAAACAAGUUCUGUGGAAGAAUUUAGAGAAUAUAUUUUACCAAACAUUAAACCUGUUUUAACAUUAGAUGAUCCACCCCAAAUUAGCCUUGUUUUGAUGCAGCAUGCUGAUUUACUAUUAAAAUUAUGUACUGCAGAAGUAAUAAAAACAGAUAUAGUCCCAAUGUUGUUACGUGCUUUAGAAUCUGAAUGGGAACAUUUGCAAGUAUUAUGUUUAUCAGCUUUACCUGAUAUUAUAACAAUGAUCGAAGAGCCAGUAAUUAAAAAUGCAAUUUUACCUAAAAUGAAAAAAAUUUGUUUAUAUGGAAAGGGAAACAGCAGUAAAAGUCUUGGAGUUAGAGUCAACUGUUUAUUAUGUCUUGCAAGAAUGCUACCUAACUUUGAUCGAUGGCUUAUUCUUGAUCAAGUGUUGCCUAUUCUACAGGAAAUUCCACACUCUGGUGAACCUGCAAUUCUUAUGGCUAUCAUAGGUAUUUAUAGGAUGUUAUUAAAUCAUGGAAAAUUACAAGCAAGUAAAGAAAUAUUAGCAAGAAAGAUUAUACCAUUUUUAUUACCACUAUGCGUUGAACCAAAUUUUAGUCUGGCACAAUACGAAGUUCUUUCCAAUCUUGUACAUGAAAUGAUAAGUCGUGUAACAACAGAGCACAAAGUGUGUUUGAAACAAGUAGACGCUAUGCGUCAUGAAACUCAACAGUUAGAUCAAGAACUUUCACAAACUUCAAACAUGUAUAACAAAGUUAAUACUAGUAUUGAUGGUGUAAAUAUAAUUCCAAUAGUUCCUGCUUCAAAUGCAAACACAAAUUUGAAGUCUUUGCAGAUUGAAAAUGGAUUGACAAUGGAAGACAAACUUCGAUUAAUUCAACAACAAGAAGUGCAUCAAAGAUUACAAUCUCAGGCACCAUUAACACCAACAAUUGUUCAACCUAUAAAACCUCCAGUAAAAGACUUAACUGAAACUUUACUAAAAUCUAAUUUGAAUCAGUUAAAUCUUUCAAUGUCAAGUUCAAAAUCUGAUUGCACUUGGAAAUCUCCAAAUUCAAAUCAAUAUCAAUAUGUCAGUCCACCAGGGUUGAAUAUGCGAUUAAAUCAAAAAGGAUAUACUUGUGUUUCUAACACAGUUAUUCCACAAAAUAAUAUUAAUUAUUCUAUGAAUCAAGGAAAUUUCGCAGUUAAUCAGUUAGAAUAUAAUUCAAAUUUGAAUUCCAGUUCUAACCAGAAGAUAGAAAAAUUGCCGUCUUGUGAUGUAAUGGACCUGCUUGAUUAAUAAUUCUACAAGUGUAAUCUAGUAUAAUAAUGUUUAUUAUUAAACGGUAUAAAA